This is a messenger RNA of Lithohypha guttulata, 2739 nucleotides long. RefSeq names its product chitin synthase I. Gene Ontology annotation, cellular component: cell periphery; cell septum. The record is from RefSeq and is a predicted model, not a curated record. The transcript has 3 exons. Gene Ontology annotation, molecular function: chitin synthase activity. Bases 1 to 2739 code for a protein of 912 amino acids. NCBI's taxonomy places the organism in Eukaryota, Fungi, Ascomycota, Eurotiomycetes, Chaetothyriales, Trichomeriaceae.
AUGGCGUACAAUCUUACGAGACAAGAUUCACCUAAUCGUUCCAAUCCUCCGCUAUACGACAGCAGGUCGCCUUCACCAGGACGUAUAUUGCCCGCAUAUACUGAUCAAGGAAACUAUGGCCUAGCUCCUCCUUCCCAGCAGCAUCUGCAGAUGCCCAUGGCCUCGUCCGAUCGACUCGCUGCGCAACCUACCUAUUCAGUCGAGAACAUGCAUAACACCUAUGGACAUAACGAGCAGUAUGAUGCUCGUCAGAGACCGUUAAACAACUACUCCAGCGGCGACUAUGCGAUUGACCCUGAGGAACACCACGAUUCUUACUUUAACCAGCCAUAUUCCCCUCAUCCUCAAGAUGACUAUGCCCUAGGUCCAUAUGGACAGCAUCCAGAUAGAUAUACUCCUGGUGACGAUCAUAGGCCCAUACUGCAAAAUCCUGAAGACCCCUACGGCCCCGACCCAUAUCAAGAUGAGCAAGACCCAGAACCAGAACCUACUCCGCCUCCACAGGCCGGUGUGAGGAGGUGGAAGACGGUUAAGGAAGUUCAAUUGUUCAACGGUAAUUUGGUGCUCGACUGCCCUAUACCUCCGAAACUAUUAAGCCAAGUGCCGCAUGCACAGCCUCCAGAGAGAGAUGAGUUCACACACAUGCGUUAUUCUGCUGCAACCUGCGAUCCGAAAGAUUUCUACAAUGAACGCUUCACCUUGCGACAGCGCUUGUUUGCGAAACCAAGACAGACAGAACUCUUCAUCGUCAUCACUAUGUACAACGAAGACGACUUUCUCUUCGCUCGCACUUUGAUCGGUGUCUUCAAGAACAUCGAGUACAUGUGCAAUCGCACAACUAGUAAAACCUGGGGCAAGGACGCUUGGAAGAAGAUUGUGGUCUGUGUUGUGAGCGAUGGCCGUGCUAAAAUCAACGAGAGGACGAAAGCCGUUCUUGCAGGUUUAGGUGUAUAUCAGGACGGCAUUGCAAAACAGCAGGUCAAUGGUAAAGAUGUUACUGCUCAUAUCUACGAAUACACAACCCAGGUCGGUCUGGAACUCAAAGGCACCACAGUCCACCUAAAACCACGAUCACAGCCUGUUCAGAUGUUGUUCUGCUUGAAGGAGAAAAAUCAAAAGAAAAUCAACUCUCAUCGUUGGUUCUUCCAGGCCUUUGGUCGUGUCCUAGACCCUAAUGUAUGCGUCUUGAUCGACGCUGGGACAAAACCUGGUAGGGACUCUAUCUACCAGCUUUGGAAAGCUUUCGACCUCGAACCAAUGUGUGGUGGUGCUUGUGGUGAGAUCAAGGUCAUGUUGGACAAAGGCAAGAAUCUUCUCAAUCCGCUGGUCGCUACCCAAAACUUCGAGUACAAAAUGUCCAACAUCCUCGACAAGCCUCUGGAAUCCGCUUUCGGCUUUAUCUCUGUCCUGCCUGGCGCUUUCUCAGCAUAUCGAUAUGUGGCACUCCAAAACGACAAGAAUGGCGAGGGUCCCUUAGAGAAGUAUUUCAAAGGUGAGACUCUCCACGGUGGCGACGCCGGUGUCUUCACUGCCAAUAUGUACUUGGCGGAGGACAGAAUUUUGUGUUUCGAACUGGUCAGCAAACGCAAUUGCCGAUGGAUUCUACAAUACGUCAAGUCUGCAACCGGCGAGACGGAUGUACCCGAUGGUAUAGCUGAGUUCAUUCUUCAGAGACGAAGAUGGCUGAACGGUUCCUUCUUCGCUGCUGUAUAUGCUAUUGUUCACUUCUUCCAACUAUGGCGCUCAGAUCACAGCGCUAUCCGGAAGUUUAUGCUCCUGAUUGAGAAUAUCUAUCAGACUAUCAACAUGCUUUUCGCUUGGUUCGCAAUCGGCAACUUCUUCCUGGUAUUCAAGUUGCUCACUUCGUCUCUCGGCACUAAAGAGACUCUUGGUACAGCAGGAAGGAUCCUCGGCACUGUCUUUGAAAUCGUGUACAUUGGUACUCUUCUCUACUGCUUCAUUCUGGCAAUGGGCAACCGGCCUCAAGGAUCUAGGAAGUCUUACCUCGCCAUGGUCAUUUUCUGGUCUCUCCUAAUGGUGUGGCUCACUUUCGCGGCAGUUUACCUUACUGUGGUAUCUAUCCAGCAACAAGUCGCAGAACCGGGCUUCAAUUUCACCACUGUUUUUACGGACUACCAAUUCUUUACCAUUGUCGUCUCACUUGCCAGUACAUAUGUGCUAUGGUUCGUUGCGUCGAUCCUUUUCCUGGACCCAUGGCAUAUGUUUACCUGCUUUAUACAAUACAUUGUCCUCACGCCUACUUACAUAAACGUUCUCAACAUUUACGCUUUCUGCAAUACACACGACAUCACUUGGGGCACAAAGGGAGACGACAAGCCAGAGAAACUACCCUCUGCAAAUGUCAAGCCUGACGGCAAAGUCGACGUUACCAUCCCUCAAGAUGACGGCGACUUGAACGCACAAUACGAAGCUGAGUUGGUCAAAUUUGUCUCCAAGCCACCAAAGGAAAAGCGCAUACCUAGCAAGGCAGAGAAGCAGGAGGACUACUACAAGAGUUUCAGAAGUACCGUUGUUACUGCUUGGAUGAUUACCAACUUUAUCUUGGCUGCAGCCGUUCUUAAUGUGGGCGGCUUUCAGAACCUGGAUCCUGGGAACACCGGCGAUCACAACGGUCAAAUUUACAUGGGUGUAGUAUUGUGGUCUGUGGCAGGCUUGUCUGCUUUCCGAUUUGUUGGCGCUAUUUGGUUCUUGGUCGUGCGCAUAUUCCGUGGUGUAUAA